Molecule: messenger RNA, 1590 nt
Organism: Closterium sp. Yama58-4
Lineage: Eukaryota; Viridiplantae; Streptophyta; Zygnematophyceae; Desmidiales; Closteriaceae
Source: the annotation of a GenBank genome assembly
AUGAGGAGAAGACAGGAAGUGAGCGGAGCCUCAAAGCGUUCUAGAUCAAAGCGUGGGGUGGCCGGGAGAAAGGUUGGGAUACCGGGGAGGAGUAGUCAGAGUAAGGUGGCGAGUGGUCGGCGGGGUGGUGAAGAGGACGCGGAAGGAGCGGCGGGUAGGGAGAAGGGGAAGGAGAAGAGGGAGAAGGAAAAGGAGGGAGAGGAGGGAAGGGGGGGAGGGGAGGGAGGGGAGAGAAGGGAGAGAAAGGAGAGGGGGAUACGUUUGGAGGAGGAGGAUGAUGACGUGGUUCUAGUGGAGGGGCCUGGGGUGGGAAGAAGGGACGAGGAGAGAGAGGGGUGCACAGGUGUGGAAAGUGGUGCUGUGGGUGUGGGGAGCGAUGAAGGGAAUAGGCCCUUGGACGUGUCUCAAAAAUCUGUUGGUGGUGGGAGUGACGAGGGGAGUAGACGUUUAGGGUCGGCUGAAAAAGCUGCUGGUGUGGGCAGUGACGAAGGGAGUAAGGAUUGGAAGGAGAGGAAUGUGAUUUGCACCCAAUAUCCCACCGAAACGAAUAACGAGGCACCUCAUAACGGGGUGGGGAGUGGAGAGGGGGAGGAGAGAGAGGAGGAGGAAGGAGAAGGAGAGGAGAUUGAGGAGAUUAUAAUGGAGGUGAGGGAGGAAGUAGAGGAGACUGAGGAAGGGGAAGAAGGGGAAGAGGAGGAGGGAGAGGAUGAGGAGGAGAAGGAGGAGGAGGAGGAGGAGGAGGAGGAGGAGGGGGAGGAGGAGGAGGAGGAGGAGGAGGAGGAGGAGGAGGAGGAGGAGGAGGAGGAGGAGGAGGAGGAGGAGGAGGAGGAGGAGGAGGAGGAGGAGGAGGUGGAGGAGGAGGAGGAAGAAGAUGAAGGUGAGGAAGGGGAGGAUAACGAAGGAGCAAAUGAUGAGGCUGGAGGAGGGAACGAGUGGCGAGAGGUGGAGGAAGGGGGCACGGAGAACGACGAUGGAUGUCCGCAUUCCCGCACAGCCUGUGUGCAUGCUGUGCCGUAUGUCAGCCUGCUGCUGCCACACGUCACCUUCACUCUGCAUGGGUUGUGUGGCCCAGAGGAGAAGGAGGAGCAAAGGGAGCAAGGGGAGCAAAGGGAGCAAGGGGACCCAGGGCCAGACGUUGAAAGUGUGGUUCUCACCGUAGCAGCUUCUAUGGCAGCAGCGGCAGAAGCAGCAGCAUCAACUGCGAGCGCCUCAAGUGCCACCCUCCUUCCAGCCAUGUCAUCCUUCUCCUCCCUCUCGUCGCCUCUCCCCCCCUUCCACCGGUGGGCAUCAGCGUGUGAGCGGUUGAGUGCGGCAGCAGUGGGGGCCACAGAGGCCUGUGGGGCGGACAGCUGGCUCAUGUCACACCUGCUACAGCAAUCAGCUCAUUUUUCCUCUAUUGGGGAGGCGGCACACAGAGAGCUGGUGGCAGGGGCUGCAGGGAUACUCAAGCAAUAUGCCAGUGCACAGGACGAGCUGAGCAAGGCCCUGGAGCUCCUUCGAUCACAGGCUUCUAAGCGCAGGGGCGCACUUGCCAGCCCUGCUGCGAUACAGAACAUGCAGUCCCUGCUUGACAAGGUGGGUGGUGAUUGA